Laetiporus sulphureus 93-53 is the source of this 1170-nucleotide messenger RNA. RefSeq lists its product as uncharacterized. The transcript has 4 exons. The record is from RefSeq and is a predicted model, not a curated record. Lineage: Eukaryota; Fungi; Basidiomycota; Agaricomycetes; Polyporales; Laetiporaceae. Bases 1 to 1170 code for a protein of 389 amino acids.
AUGCCUGUGUACCAGUAUUCGCAUCUCGCAAUGAAGUACCUGCAGUCGCCGCAGACGCAGGAGGACCCUGCGCAGAAACAGCUCAUGCGCGAGCUGUCGCAUGCCUGCCGAGCAUACUCGCGAGUCGUGCUGCGCCUACGCGCUCAAGCAGAGACAGAAGCCAAGUUUGCGCCCGUUGUGGGGAUGGCCGAUAGAAGUCCCAACGCUGGCUCGUCCGAAGGGAGGACGGGGGGCAUGUUCAGCAGGUAUGGGAGCGUAACGUCGCUCCAGCGCGGGGUGUCGCGCACGUCGAGCCGCGCUGCAUCGCCCUCGUCGUCUUGGUCGCACAUUCCCGGACAGCAUUCACGGCAUGUGUCGGGUCAGAGCCCGCACGGCUUCCGAUCGCCGCUCUUCCGGCUGCGACGCGCUCCGUUGUUGCAGGUGUUUGUGCCGUCACCGGAGGGAAACUGGCUCUCGGACACGAGUGUGGUCGCGUGCGAGAAUGAGCUGAAGAGGGCGGGCGUGCAGCAUUUGUUGAGGCCGGGAGACGUGGUGUGGGAUGUUGCUGUGGGUGAUGAGGGUAAUGUCGGGCGGAUGGUGUGGGAUGGGGCGUAUUUGAUUGACUUGGACUACACGUGGUCACGCAUCGGUGACCUGCCGCACUAUCUGCCGACGCUGGCGUUCCCGCCGUCCUACUUCCACCGCGUGAUCCGCACGACAGGCAGCGGAAACCCAAUCUGCCAUAUCGAUAUCUCGCCGUGGGGAGAUGAGAUUGCGGCGAACUUGCAGUUGCUUCAGGAUAGGGCGAAGACCGAGACUGACUUGCACCCGGUCGUGCGCUGGGUGCACCGGUCAUCGUUCACCAUUGCUCACGCUGCGCCGGGCAAGCUCAUACGAAUCGCUGUGCCGUCGUCUGCUCCCCCCGGCCCGAAUGCAGGCGGUUCGUGGCUGAUCGACCCGGCGUGGUACGGCACAGUCGUCGUGGAGGCGGAGGGGACGAACGAGGGCCUUGCGGACUUGCAGGCGCGCUGUGGACGUGCCUUCCCGCCUCGCGCCAUCGGAGCCAGUGCGACCGGAGAGAAAGAAAAGGAAGAGAAGAGCAGCAAAAAUGUUUUCCGAAUUUUGCGGGAAAAGAAUCGACCAGAGGAGAUUUGGAUCCGGACUGUACGAGAUAAAGAGCGACUGCUUUGA